AUGCUUAACAUGGAAGAAGCGUAUACUGUUGCUCAUCUCCUGAUGAUCAUCGCUGGUCUAAUCAUGUUAAUCUUUGGUUCAAUUGGGAAUCUUCUCAACAUAUAUGUGUUCACUCUUUGGUCUCGUUCUCGACGAACGCUCAAAGAUCAUCAUCAGGAUACGCAUCAAGCCAAUAACAGUUCUUUAUACUUACUCGCAUCAUCGAUCUCUAAUUUAAUCGUUCUUUUAUAUCCAUUGGUCACUCGAAUCAUUUUCGAUGGAUUUAAUUAUUCAGUUUCACAAAAUCAAGUGAUUUUCCUAUGCAAAAUUCGAUUCUUCGUUUUACACACUUCUGAUUUGAUGUCUUUAACAUAUUUUUGUAUGGCUACCUUCGAUCGGUAUUUAAUAACAUCCAGAAAUGCUCAUUUGAGAAAUCUUAGCACUACCAAACACCGCACCAUACAAAUAAUUCUGCUCGUCUUUCUUUUCUUUUGUCUCCAUAACAUUCCUCUACUCAUCUUCUUCGAAGUUUCAUCAACCGGUGAUUGCGAUGUCAAUUCAAAUCAAUAUUCUUACUAUUAUUUAUACGCUACUCAAAUCUUUUUACACGGCAUCUUUCCCAUCGUAUUUCUAUCAAUAUUUGGCACACUAACCUUUCAGCAGUUAAAACAACUACAAGUUCAUGUUCAAAAUCAUUUGAAUGUCGAUAAACAAUUGUCUCGAAUGCUCGUGUUAAUGUCAAUUGCAAUUGUUAUCUCAUCAAUUCCAUAUUGCGUUGAGCAACUCUACUACGAAAUGUUUGCUCAUGGUAAUCAACAACAAUCCGGAUUGAUCUUUCUGUUGCAUGUCAUUUCAUCAAUUUUAUUUUAUGUUAAUCCAGUUUCAAGUUUUUAUAUCUAUUUCAUUUCAACGCCACACCUCCGACACGAAGUACAAAGAUUAUUUUACCGUAGUAAACAUCAUCAUCGUUUUACGAACAAUCAAAUUCACACAAUAACGGACCUUCAUCAAUCUCAUUAA
Molecule: messenger RNA, 999 nt
Organism: Adineta ricciae
Lineage: Eukaryota; Metazoa; Rotifera; Eurotatoria; Adinetida; Adinetidae
Source: the annotation of a GenBank genome assembly